AUGACAACCAACGGCGCCCCGACGGCGCUCCCCACGCCCUCCCUAUCCACCCGCGCCCUGCACGCGGACCACCCGGACCACACGACGCACCCGAACUACCCUGUCGCCCCCGCCCUCAGCCUAUCCACCACCUUCCGAUCCCCCCACCCUCACUCCUCGGAUGCAGCCCUGCUCGAAUCAGCCAUGCGUGGCGAGGCGUCGCUCGAUAUGCAGGACCCCUCCUUCCACAUCUACUCGCGCUACUCCUCGUCGACCAACCUCCGCGCUGAGAAGGUGCUUUCGCAGAUCAUGGGCGCCCAUGCGCUCACCUACAGCUCCGGGCUUAGUGCGAGCUAUGCUGCGCUGACCUUCUACGCUCCUCGUGUUGUCGCCAUUCGCCGCGGCUACCACGGCGUGCAUGUUGGGCUGGACGUCUAUUCCCGCGGUCGAGAGGUCAAAGUCAUCGAUCUCGACGACGACUACUCCGCCGCUAUGGAGGGUAUCGACCCCACCUCCACCGGCAAAGGCGGACUGCUAGUGUGGGUGGAAACCCCCCUCAACCCGUCCGGCGAAGCCCGCGAUCUGUCCAAAUACGUCCGUCUCGCCCAGGCCGUCAACGCCCCUGUCGUAGUCGAUAGCACCUUCGCCCCUCCCCCCCUGCAAGACCCCUUCACCCAGGGAGCGGAUAUGGUCAUGCACUCGGGCACCAAGUACUUCGGCGGUCACUCGGACCUCCUCUGUGGUGUGCUUGCGGUGAAGGACAAGAAGUCGUGGGAUGGGUUGUGGAGCGAUCGAACGUAUUUGGGUAGUACGCUGGGGAGUAUGGAGAGCUACCUGUUGUUGCGGAGUUUGCGAACGUUGACUGUUCGGGUGGCGAAGCAGAGUGCGACCGCAACGGAGUUGGCGAAGUGGCUGCACUCGCUCACGCUUCCAGACGGACCCGUGGAGGAGGAGGACGAGGCGUGGGGGAAGGGCAAGGUGGUGGGUCGAACAACACAUUCCUCGCUCCAACCGCGCACCCCGGAACCUGGAUCGAAAGAAGAUCCCUCCUUCGAUCCAUCCACCCAAAUGCCAGGAGGUCACGCUCCUACCUUCGCGUUCCGAACCACCAACCCAGCGUACGCAACGUGGAUCCCCCACCUCACAGAGUACUUUACGCCAGCAACCAGUCUCGGCGGCGUAGAGAGCCUCUUGGAGCACCGGGUCAAGAGCGAUGCCAAGGAGGAUCCGAGGGUGGUGCGCGUCAGUGUGGGGCUGGAGGACGUAGGGGAUCUCAAGGCGGAUCUGCGUGGGGCGUUUGGGAGGGUGUUGCAGAUGGAGAAGGAGGGCAAGCUCAAGUGA
Molecule: messenger RNA, 1320 nt
Organism: Kalmanozyma brasiliensis GHG001
Lineage: Eukaryota; Fungi; Basidiomycota; Ustilaginomycetes; Ustilaginales
Product: Cys/Met metabolism, pyridoxal phosphate-dependent enzyme
Exons: 1
Coding region: 1-1320 (439 amino acids)
Biological process (GO): transsulfuration
Cellular component (GO): cytoplasm
Molecular function (GO): pyridoxal phosphate binding; carbon-sulfur lyase activity
Source: RefSeq, a predicted model, not a curated record